Molecule: messenger RNA, 1704 nt
Organism: Chenopodium quinoa (quinoa)
Lineage: Eukaryota; Viridiplantae; Streptophyta; Magnoliopsida; Caryophyllales; Amaranthaceae
Product: tetraspanin-8-like
Exons: 2
Coding region: 785-1522 (245 amino acids)
Biological process (GO): auxin-activated signaling pathway
Cellular component (GO): plasmodesma; plasma membrane
Source: RefSeq, a predicted model, not a curated record
UCAAGACUAUACAGUUUGCUCCCUCAUGAAUCAUGUUAAAAUCUUCCACAAGUUGGUUUAAAAUUAUCAUGGAUGAAAACUCCCACAAAUGAUUGUUGUCGACCACUCAUUUGUUCCCUGGUUAUUUAUGCUUAGAUAAAUCGACUAAUUAAUUCUCGUUAACAUUAAAAAAUAAAAUAAAAAAAUUCACGUACGGACAUUAAAAGGGUCACAAUGACACAUAAAUACAUGAUAUAAUCUUUAAAGAUAAGAACUCUAGCAAAGUUUAAUUCUUAAUUAGGACGUGUUUCAUGGAAGAUGAACUAUCAUAUUCGAGCAUAUAGUAGUAACAGUAUAAAUUAAUGGGAUUUUAUAUGAAAGUUUACUAUACAAAAGAUAAUCACAUAGAUUUCCACCAAUCAAACCUAAAAUAAGUGUUUUUUUUCAAUUCCCUACUACGCCCAGAUUGUUGAGAAGUCAAAAAAGAGGCUUUUGCCUAAUUCAUAUGUAUAUUUUAAAAAAAAAAUUGGAGUAAUUUAUCCAUCGUUCUACCCUUGCCAUUCUUUUUGCGUGUAUGUUAGGACUCAAUAUAUAUAUCCAGGGAAACAAACCUCACACUAAUAUACUACGUAUAUAGAGAAACAACACGUCAACACCUAUUCCAAUUCACCACCUCCCCUCUCUACUCUCAUUCUCGUAAGUGUGUGGUACACAAUACUUCAAGUAGCAAUUUAACAAGAAGAGUAGAAAGUUAUGAAUAAAUGGAUAAUCAGUGGACUGGUAACCUUUAAGUGUAACCACUGCAAUGAUCACGAUUGUGUCGACGGGUUUUUGGCUAUUGAACCAGCCAAGCGACAUGUGCCUAGGCAUCAGCACGAGUGCGAAGUAUGAUGGGCGUGGAGAAUUCACGUCAAUUAUCUAUGUAGGUGCAGGAUUCGGUCUAAUCGUUACGGUCUUGUGCCUGUUUGUUAUGCCAAUGCGGCACAAUUGGAAAAAUGGUGAGUCUAGUAACAAGCGUGUGAUCAUUGCCGUUACUUGCUUUGGGCUGCAGCUUGUCUUCCUUAUAUUGUUUGCUAGCCUCUAUGCUCUUACACAAAGCACUGUCGGUUUCGCCUCGCUUCCGAGGUGGAUUUCUAGCCCUGAAAGAUGGAUGAGCAUCAAUCACUGCCUUGAUAGCAAUGUGUGCGUUCAUUUUCGGCAUAAGUAUGCUGAUGAUACUCAAGAUCAGUUUUUUGCUAGACACUUGACUCCUAUUGAGUCAGGAUGUUGCAAGCCGCCGUUGGAUUGUAACUUCAGUUUCUCAAGCCCUACUAUUUGGAUCAAGCCAUCAAACGGCACCUACUCAAAUCCUGACUGCUAUGAAUGGGAAAAUGACCCGAAGAAGCUUUGUUAUAACUGUCAAGUAUGCAAGCUUGGUUACGUUCAAGAAUUGAAGAAAGCAUGGACAAUUAGUGGCAUUUUUGUCGUUACAGCAUUGCUGUUCUUUGUUUCUGGUUUCAUGUUGCCAAGAAAGCUUGUUAAGGAACACGAAGAAUUAAGCUAGGAUAAAUAUGUACUCCAAUUCGUACGAUUUAUUCACUAGCAUUUGUAAAAUCUCAAUUUUAGUACUUAAGGUGAAAUGGUACGACAAUGUAUUAUAUAUAGGAAAAAUUGCUUUAAAUAAUACCACCUUUUACCUGUCCGUUAAAAACAAGCCAACCUUUUGUUUAGUUCAGAAUAAUACGA